Molecule: messenger RNA, 357 nt
Organism: Phytomonas sp. Hart1
Lineage: Eukaryota; Euglenozoa; Kinetoplastea; Trypanosomatida; Trypanosomatidae
Source: the annotation of a GenBank genome assembly
AUGUCAUCAGAAGAUAUUCGACAUCUCGUGCCGACUGCACGUAGAUGGUAUUAUAUCUCGAACGUCAUGCAAACUGAUUUUGUUGCUGAAUUUGAGACAAAAAUAUCCUCUAGGAAGGCAUUUGAACAAAUCAAAGGAGUUUCGUACUUAGGUCAUCCACUAGAAGUCACCUUUGUAAAUUAUAGGUUCUCCUCUACAAAGCUUUCCAAUAAUUGCACGAAAAAAACACCACAUUUAUUUUUUUCUUUACCAACAACUGAGGAAUUCGGCCAUCAUUUGGAGGAAGCAAGAAAUUUAAUCGGCUCAUUAUCCCCUAUACCACCUACUAAACAGCGCUGGGUUGAUUUUACUGUGUAA